Metarhizium brunneum ARSEF 3297 is the source of this 720-nucleotide messenger RNA. It is a transcript of the gene NHP2, whose product is annotated as H/ACA ribonucleoprotein complex subunit NHP2. The record is from RefSeq and is a predicted model, not a curated record. NCBI's taxonomy places the organism in Eukaryota, Fungi, Ascomycota, Sordariomycetes, Hypocreales, Clavicipitaceae. Gene Ontology annotation, cellular component: ribonucleoprotein complex. Gene Ontology annotation, biological process: ribosome biogenesis.
AUGGCCGCCGAAAGACCCGACAAGAAGGAGAAGAAGGACAAGAAGCGCAGCGAAGAGUCUGGCGUAGGCAAGCCCAAGAAGGAGAAGAAGGAAAAGAAGGACAAGAAGGAGAAGCUCGCCGCCGCCCUCGACGAGAAGCUGCAGCAGGAUGCCGCCGCCCAGAGCAAGCCCGUGAAGAAGGAGGAGGAUUCCGAGAUGGAGGACCAGAGCCCCUCCGAGCUGCCGCCGCUGGCGAGGACCGUCGUGCCCUUCGCCGUGCCGCUAGCCGACGACAAGGGCAUGAAGAAGGUGUACAAGACCAUCAAGAAGGCCGCCAAAAACGGCACCCUCAAGCGCGGCGUCAAGGAGGUCGUCAAGACGCUCCGCAAGUCGCCUGCCGGCGGGCCGGGAAACACGUCCUUCCCCGGCGUCGUCGUCAUUGCCGGCGACAUUUCUCCCCAGGACGUCAUCUCGCACAUUCCGGUGCUGUGCGAGGACCACAACGUGCCCUUCAUCUUUGUCACGUCGCGGGCCGAGCUGGGCGCCGCCGCCAAGACCAAGCGGCCUACCAGCGUGGUCAUGAUCAUGGAGAAGCCCGACGGCAAGAAGAAGGCCGGGGUCAAGGAAGAGAAGGAGGAAGACGACGAGUCGUUUGGUGAGACGUAUGCUUCGUUGGUGAAGCUGGUGCAGAAGGAGUUUUCCAAGCAGUCGUUCUGGACAAAGGGGGAGUCAAAGGCAUAG